CUCUUCCCAAGGAAGAAUCUCCUUUUCUCUUUCUCUUUUUUCUUACCUCUUUCCAUCAUUUUUAUGCAUUGUUUUCUUAACUCAAUUUUUGAGUCUCUUUUGUUAGAUGAUGGCAGUGACCCUUCAUUAUUCUCUUGCUUGUGAUAUAACCUUAGUGUUAAUCACAUCCUUUUUACUACAAACUUCAAAAUUCAAUCAAAAAACCUCAUUUUCCACUGCUUAAAUACCACAUAUUUUUCAUAAUUCUUGCACCUAAGAAAACUUCAAGGUUCAAGAAAAUAAUUAUAGAAGUUGGAAGAGUUAACGAAGGUUCUAAUAUGACUACUACUAAUACUGUUUUGCAUUCUGAAGUUCUUCAUAAUCUCUGGAUGUCCAAUUCUUCCCCCUCUUUUCAUGGGCCUACAUCAAUGGUUAACUUCGAAGAUGGUGGAGGAGAAAUUAGUAAAGAGAGGUCAUUUUUCUCACCAAUUGACAAAGAAGAAACUAGCAAUGAUGACUAUGAUAGUUGCUUUCACCGGCCAGAGAAGAAAAGAAGACUUUUGCCAAAUCAAGUGCAGUUUCUUGAGAAGAGUUUUGAGGUAGAUAACAAGCUGGAACCAGAGAGGAAAGUUCAAUUGGCUCAAGAACUUGGCCUACAACCUAGGCAAAUUGCUAUUUGGUUCCAAAACAGACGUGCUAGAUACAAGACUAAACUACUUGAGAAAGACUAUGAUGUUCUCAAAGCUAGCUUUGAUAAACUGAAGGAUGAUUAUGACACCCUUUUCAAAGAGAAUGAGAAUUUGAGAAAUGAGGUUGAUUUGCUGAAAGAAAAAUUGCUUGAGAGGGAGAAAGGGAAGGAAAAUUCAGAACAAAGUGAACCUAUUAAUCCAGUCGAUGCAGAAGCUCAAAAGGCAACUCCAAUUGUUGUUACCUCAGAAGUGCCAAGUAUACAAAAGGUAGAAUGCAAACAAGAAGAUGCAAGUUCAGCUAAAAGUGAUGUUAUUGAUUCAGAUAGCCCACAUUAUACUGAUGGGAAUCAUUCUUCAAAUGCAUUUGAACCAGAGCCAUCUGAUUUUUCUCAAGAUGAAGAUGACAAUUUAAGCAAGAGCUUUUUAUGCUUCCCUGAAAUUGGAGAUCAAAUUCAAGCUAAUUCAUGCAAUUUGGGAUUCCAAAUUGAGGAUCAGCCUUGUUGGUUCUGGCAAUAUUAAUUUUUCAACUUCAAGAUUUGGCUCAAUCCUUUAAGGGCUCAUUUGGUACGAGGGAUAAUUAAUCCCGAGAUUAAAUUUGAGAUUGAUUUAUUCCGUAUUUGGUUGGGAUAAAAUCGUGGUAUAAUUAAUUUCGGGAUUGUAGUGUUUUUUAUCCUUAUGGAAAGAUGAACAACUAAUCCCGAGAUAAUUAAUCAUGAGAUAACUUGUUUCUAACCAAACGAUCACUUAAUGUUCCAAGGCAGUUGCUAAAUUUCCUUUGUAGUUUUACACUAUAUUAAUCAAUAAUAUGUUUGUAUAUAGGAUUACUAGUAGUUAACUAAUUGAGGUGUCUUUAUUACUAGCUUGUUUCAAAAAAUGUUGUGAUUGGCCUUUU
This is a messenger RNA of Nicotiana tabacum (common tobacco), 1560 nucleotides long. RefSeq names its product homeobox-leucine zipper protein HOX16. The record is from RefSeq and is a predicted model, not a curated record. Gene Ontology annotation, biological process: positive regulation of DNA-templated transcription. Gene Ontology annotation, molecular function: sequence-specific DNA binding; DNA-binding transcription factor activity, RNA polymerase II-specific. Lineage: Eukaryota; Viridiplantae; Streptophyta; Magnoliopsida; Solanales; Solanaceae. Gene Ontology annotation, cellular component: nucleus.